Messenger RNA from Plasmodium coatneyi, 1095 nucleotides. RefSeq names its product Adenylate kinase. The transcript is spliced from 4 exons. The record is from RefSeq and is a predicted model, not a curated record. Gene Ontology annotation, cellular component: cytoplasm. Gene Ontology annotation, molecular function: AMP kinase activity; ATP binding. Lineage: Eukaryota; Apicomplexa; Aconoidasida; Haemosporida; Plasmodiidae. Gene Ontology annotation, biological process: nucleobase-containing compound metabolic process. The coding region runs from base 283 to 1095 and encodes 270 amino acids.
AUGCCCAGGAACGUAAAAUGAUUAUCCUUCUGCAUACGUUACUUGCAGUCACUGCAAUUUUAAAUGUCAAUCGGUCAUUUGCAAUGUGACGUUGUCUGGUCCAUAUGGUCACUUAUUCUCCCCCCAAAAUGACUCCAUUUGCAUGCCUUUCCCACAAACGGAAACCAACACAUGUGCGCCCAUAGAAAGGAGUGCUAACCUGCACUGUUUAGGCCCAACAAGUUCACCCCAUAGAUACAUUUACAUCCUCUCAACGCUGUUACAAAAAAAAAAAAAAACAGAAUGGAAACCCUGCUAGACAGCGAAACGUUAAAGAACUACGAAAAGGAAACGAACGAAUACAUUCGAAAAAAAAAAGUGGAGAAACUGUUCGAUGUUAUUUUAAAAAAUGUCCUGGUAAAUAAACCGGAAAAUGUGUACUUGUAUAUAUACAAGAACAUUUAUUCCUUCCUUUUGAACAAAAUUUUUGUGAUCGGCCCUCCUUUGCUGAAAAUUACUCCUACCUUAUGUUCUGCGAUUGCCAGCUGCUUUAGCUACUACCACCUCAGUGCCUCGCACAUGAUCGAGUCUUACACGUUUGGUGAAGUAGCUGACGCUGCAGAGAGUUCUACAAGCAAAAAGUUAGUAAGUGACGACUUAAUCUGCUCCAUCGUUAAAAGCAAUAUAAAUCAGCUGAACGCGAAGCAAAAGCGGGGGUAUGUGGUUGAAGGGUUCCCCAGCACCAAUCUUCAGGCAGACAGUUGUCUACGGCAUUUGCCGUCCUACGUUUUUGUCCUCUACGCCGACGAAGAGUACAUAUAUGAGAAGUACGAACAAGAGAACAACGUAAAAAUUUCUUCUGACAUGAACAGCCAAACCUAUGAUGAAAAUACACAGUUGUUCGAAGUGGCCGAGUUCAACACGAAUCCGCUGAAGGAUGAGGUAAAGGUCUACUUAAGGAACAUUUCAGGGGUGAUGACCGUUCUCGGCGACCGUAAGGAGGUGCUAAACUUGCGCGAAUACGACGAAAAUGGAUUAAUCGAGCACGUAAUGAAUACGAUUGGCCAGACCAAGGAUGAGUGGAACUGUGUGUUUGACGAUUAUGCAGUGGAUUGA